Messenger RNA from Pseudovirgaria hyperparasitica, 2522 nucleotides. Its product is annotated as SAE2-domain-containing protein. Gene Ontology annotation, biological process: DNA double-strand break processing involved in repair via single-strand annealing; double-strand break repair via homologous recombination. NCBI's taxonomy places the organism in Eukaryota, Fungi, Ascomycota, Dothideomycetes, Acrospermales, Acrospermaceae. The transcript has a single exon. The record is from RefSeq and is a predicted model, not a curated record. Gene Ontology annotation, cellular component: site of double-strand break. The coding region runs from base 94 to 2370 and encodes 758 amino acids. Gene Ontology annotation, molecular function: double-strand/single-strand DNA junction binding; Y-form DNA binding; damaged DNA binding.
CUACGCCUCACGCGUUUAGUGCCGCCACCUUCGCGACAUUUCAGAUUUAAAGCGGCAUGCAAGCUUUUGAGCUUUGUCUGUUGUGCAGCAGUCAUGGAAAAUGAUGUCUGGUGGCUUGAGGAGCAAUGCGAUCUCCUCAGCUCAGCAAUUAACCAGCACGUUGUCGACUUUCAUCAAACCAUCAAGCGUAAAUUGUCGAAGCUGCCCAGCAACGAAGCCCAUGAACAUGCGCAAGUCGUCAAUACCCUCGAAAACAAGGUAUCUACGUUGACAGCGGAAAAUGAGGCUCUCAAGCAGAAGAUCGCUGCCCUCAGCAGUACCUCGGCUGUACGAACAUCUACAGGGACACCCGCCAGAACGGACACACCAGAAGAGGCUACGCCAGGCACAAGGUUCGAGAACCUCUAUGUUCCAUACUCGGACUGGCAGCAUCUAUCACAAAAGUACAACGAACAUAGGAACAAAUACAAUGAUAUACUGAAGUCAUCUGAAAUGUCUCGCCAGAACCGCGAAAAGGCCAAGGAAAGCAUUCGAGAUUGGCAAACGUGGAUUAUGAAGAAGGAUCUCGCGUUGAAGAAGCGCGAACAAAGAAUAAGAGAGAAGGAACUAGCUCUCAGCAUAAAAACUGAGGCAUUGCCUAAUGAGUAUCGACCGCAAGCCAGUACCCAUUUGCAGUCUUCACUGACCCCGUCAGCCUCCAGGGGGGGUGGUAUUAUCAGGGGCAAUCUAUUCCAAACUUCAAAACCGAUGCCGCUCGAAGACUUGCAAGGCUCUACUCGCCGAGGCGAAAGGUACUUGGCUAUCGAUCAAUUGGGGUCUAGUCAGACGACAACGACUCAAGACGAGAACAUAGAGGAACCACUCCCGGCACAAGACUUACUUGUGGGUGAUAGGGACCACGACAUUCCCGAAUUCGUCUUUGAGAGACCCGUGAAGCGGAAGAGAAGCACUCCAAGAAAGACUAGGAGGUCCUUAGCUCAACCAUCGCCUAUUCGUAUCAAAGACGAGCCUAGUAGUCCCCCCAGCAUCGUGGCCGCUCAACAGACCUUGACCCGCAUGGACACCCUCGAUCUGGAUGAAGCAGUACAGGAUAUCAGUACCCCCCGAAAGAGACGACGACUGGAGUUACUGCGGAUCUCUCAGCUGCCAUCCUUCCGAGCUACAGCGAUGAACAAUCUUCGUCAACAACGUUCUAACAGUCUCCCGAGAGACGUGAUUACUGAGCCGCAAAAAACGGAGGCUCGGGGGGAGGGUAGCUCCUCGCCUGAGAAUUCCUCUAUCAAGGCCGAGGAUAGAUCGAAUAGUGAGCCUAGGUCCAUGGGAGGCACCCGGCGGCUCCCAUUCUCUACCCAGCAUAGCCCUCGGAACUUUCGUGGCCCUUUAAGUGAAGUCAGUCCGAAUAUAGAGCAUGGUCGACCAACACGCAAAAACUCGGGUAUUCAAGAAGGUAUUCAAGACCAGAGCGGCUACCACGUGCACAUUCUGUGUGAAGAUGGCGAAGAGCGAUUUCGACCACAGACUAAGGGGUCGUGGGCAGAAGAGGAGCCAUCUGCAAGAGGCGACUGCGAAGCUCAAAAACGUCUCGAUGCAUUGCUUGCAAGCCAGAAGCCGGAUCAUCUGAAGUCACCUACGAUUUCAAGGCCAGCAUCAACAGCAAAGCCACGCUCUCGUAUACGGCUGAUUAAUCAUAAUAACACAGCGCAGCCAUCCACGAAAACAGAAACACCAGCCUCUCCUCAGCCUGUCACUCCUUUGACUACCAGGCGAUACAAAGGUGAACAGACUUCGACGACAACUCAUUCUGCUAAGCGCCCACUGCGCUCUCGGCCACUUUCUGAACUUUCUGCAUCCGAUUUCAGGCUGAACCCAAAGACAAAUGAAGGACUUGACUUUGCUUUUUCCGACACAGUGCGCGAUAGUGAAUCCCGUCGCUGUCUCCCAGGAUGUACAAAGCCGAGCUGCUGUGGAAAGGCAUUCAGAGCGCUCGUUGAAGCAGGAGUGCAGCCCAAGCUCCCACGAAGCCUUUUCGAGGCUUCUCAAGAUGCUUCCAAGAGUUCCCAGGAGGAGGAAGAGCGCCUGUUGCGUCACUACCUCGGAGAUGCGUACCGACACGACAUGACAAUGGACUAUCGCGCAGAGAUGCUGCUCAGCGCACGGGCACAGCUGCUGGCGAAUCAGCAUGGAAAGCAUCGACAACAACACGAGAGACGAUCGAGCCCGCCUGGGUACUGGGAUACGGACUUCCCUUCCACUCAAGAGCUUGACAGGAGAGGAGAAGAGGCACGUAAGAGAGAUCAGGCGAUAGUUGAAGAGAGAUGGAGGGAGGCUAUGAGGGAAGGGGGUAGGUGGGUAUUCAAGGACGAAAAAUGAAGAAAUUGGAAGAAUCCUUCUCUGGAUAAACCAGCAAGCUUCAUGAUGCUGGAGUUGUCAGAUGUUGCUCCACGGCGUACAGAUAAGCUUUGGGGCAUGAACACGGCCCUUGCGCUGGACUGCAGGUACGAUUAUUGCGGUCGAUUGGCGUU